GGUAGCGUUAUUAAGAGCAGCUCGUCGAACUUGCAGGUGAAAAAUUCUGUUUCCGGAGUAGAGCUGCAAAAUUAUCCUGUCCCGUACUCCCGGUAUCCUUAGCGCUCGUACCUAAUAGCCAUCAAGGGCUCGGAGGCUGGACGACCCCAGAUCGCAAACGGUUACCCACCCGGACUGGUAGGGGCGCGACACUGCCCGGUAGUAUGUUUCCCUUCGUCCUCGGGAAAGAGAAUCUCGAAGCUUCGGGAAGGACGGAACGGUUGAUGUCGAACCGGGUCGAUAACCCCGGAUACCUACAGCUUACCUACAACGCCAGCGAACCUAUGGAUGUAGAUCCCGAACCCCAUUUCUGUACUCGCCACCACAACCAUCCAUCGUGCCGCUCCAAAAACAGAUGUGGAUCGGGAUCGCUCGGCAUUGUUGUCGCCGUUAGUCGCAGACGCCGGUCCUUUGCUCUACACAUUGAUCGGACGACUUCCUUGCUCCUCUCUAGGGGAUCCGAGGAACGGCAACCCUCGCUUCUCUCAAAGCCGACGAUGCCGGAUGACCGGCUAUCCCGUGUCGGCCGCCGCGGGACGACCCAAUUCCAAAUCACCACCCCGAGACGCAGCAUAUGUAGUAGUCAUAGUCAUCGGCAAUACUAUGGCCGAUGUUCUCGUGGUCAUCCGUUGUUCAUAUAUUUGAGAAACUACAGCUUCUCGAACCUUCGGUAUAGACCACAGAGGGAUGGCGGUGGUGGGAGUGAUAUCCUCCUUAUACGACGUCGAUUUUACACCCUAGGUUUUCACCAGCAUUGCGAAGCUUUGGGCGUUGGGUAUUGGGUGGAAGCAACUAGCCCCUGCCCCGGAGGACCCCGGGUAGACAUCACAGAGGCUCCGUCGCUAAGGCAUGCUUCGAGUAUGAAUGCGUGAGUCAUCAGAGAGGGUGAUGUGGAGAUCUUCUCGCCUUGAUGUCGGGGAAC
Durotheca rogersii is the source of this 961-nucleotide messenger RNA. RefSeq lists its product as uncharacterized. The coding region runs from base 204 to 911 and encodes 235 amino acids. The record is from RefSeq and is a predicted model, not a curated record. Lineage: Eukaryota; Fungi; Ascomycota; Sordariomycetes; Xylariales; Xylariaceae. The transcript has 3 exons.